Messenger RNA from Helobdella robusta, 492 nucleotides. RefSeq lists its product as hypothetical. The transcript has 3 exons. NCBI's taxonomy places the organism in Eukaryota, Metazoa, Annelida, Clitellata, Rhynchobdellida, Glossiphoniidae. The coding region runs from base 1 to 492 and encodes 163 amino acids. The record is from RefSeq and is a predicted model, not a curated record.
AUGACCAUCAGUUCUUUGUUUGCACGUGAUCAGUUUGACACUUUCACUUUUGUUUGUGGCCUUCUCGCCAUGGAGUUCAACGGUAGUCCUGCAUUUGGAGUUUGCGACCGCCAGCCGGGAAAUAAUAAUUUUAUGGGCACAUUAAACGUUCACAGGCAAAAUCUUAAAAUUAACAAGGAGAUAAAAAUACAGAGGAAAACGAAAGAGAUAAUGAUUGUCGUAGCACCUCAGCACCUGCUUAGCUCACGUUGGACCGUUCAUGAAACUCUCGAAACGACAUUCAUUAGUGCAUUGGUGCAUGGACUCAGUGAUGCAUGCAUUGGCUUUACAGCCUUCUUGUGGUGGAGCAGACUGGAGCGAUCGGCUGGGAUCCAUCUGACCGUCUCCAGCAAACUGUUGCAACAACUCCUCUGUCACGACCAGGGUAACAACAUCAACAACAAAUGGCUGUGUAUAGCUUAUGCUAUUAGAAAUAGAAUGCUGCAAGAUUGA